UUUGGACUUUCGCGACUUACAAGACGCAGCAGCAGCAUGCAGGACCAGUAACACAGACGGGGGACGCAGGCCGCGCCUAUCUGGAGAUCUGCAUUCACAAGCAUUCUGAAGUUUGUAGUUGGGCGAUUGAGUGAAAGCAGAUUGACACGAUUCACGACACUUGCAAAGGCGAGCGACAAUUGGCGCGCCACCGGUGACGGGCGAUGAGUGAUCUCGAUGAGCAUAUCCAGAAGCUCAAGAACUGCCAGCUCAUCUCUGAACAUCAAAUACGCCAACUAUGUCAUAAAGCGCGGGAGAUUCUGAUUGAAGAGGCGAAUGUACAGGUCGUCGACACGCCCAUUACCAUUUGCGGCGAUAUCCAUGGCCAGUUCCACGACUUGAUUGAGCUGUUUCGCGUGGGAGGAGAAUGCCCAACGACCAAUUACCUCUUUAUGGGCGAUUUUGUCGACCGCGGCUUCUACUCGCUCGAGACGUUCUUGCUUCUACUUUGCUACAAAGUGCGGUAUCCAGAUCGCAUCACACUCAUCCGGGGGAAUCACGAGUCAAGACAAAUCACACAAGUGUACGGCUUCUACGAUGAAUGCGCGCGGAAGUAUGGGUCGAGUGCCGUAUGGCGGUAUUGCUGUGAGGUAUUCGACUAUCUCGCCUUAGCAGCCAUCACAUCGGACGGCAAGUGGGUCGCUGUUCACGGCGGCUUGUCACCCACGAUUGCAGAGAUUGAUCAGAUUCGUCUACUCGACAGAAAACAAGAGGUACCGCAUGAGGGCCCAAUGUGCGAUCUCCUAUGGUCCGACCCAGAAGACGUGCCCGCUUGGGGUCUCAGCCCACGCGGCGCUGGCUUCCUCUUCGGCGCCGAUGUCACAAAACAGUUUUGUCGUCAAAAUGGUAUAGAGAUGAUUGCACGCGCGCAUCAGCUCGUCAUGGAGGGGUAUCGCGAGAUGUUUGAGUUGCCGCCCACUCAUGACCCUGCAAGACCGGAUGCAGAGCAAGAUCCACCCCUGGAUAUGGAGGAACGACGGGAGGGAUUCCCACCGGUCCAUUAUGGGCGUGGAACAGGUGGUGUGGUGACGGUAUGGUCGGCGCCGAAUUACUGCUACCGAUGUGGCAAUGUCGCUGCCGUGCUCGUCCUUGAUGAGCAACUUGGGCGGACGUACAAGAUCUUCGAGGCUGCAAAGCAAGACACGAGUCGAUUGCCAGCCAAAAAGGCGGCAGUGGAGUACUUUUUGUAGUCUUGCACAUAAUCAUCUACACAAGCCAGCAACUAUCUAAAGCUUAGGUGUGUCGCCAAAGCUCUGCAAGC
Molecule: messenger RNA, 1300 nt
Organism: Protomyces lactucae-debilis
Lineage: Eukaryota; Fungi; Ascomycota; Taphrinomycetes; Taphrinales; Protomycetaceae
Product: serine/threonine specific protein phosphatase
Exons: 1
Coding region: 204-1229 (341 amino acids)
Biological process (GO): peptidyl-serine dephosphorylation; double-strand break repair via homologous recombination
Cellular component (GO): cytoplasm; nucleus
Molecular function (GO): protein serine/threonine phosphatase activity
Source: RefSeq, a predicted model, not a curated record